This is a messenger RNA of Vicia faba (fava bean), 1173 nucleotides long. NCBI's taxonomy places the organism in Eukaryota, Viridiplantae, Streptophyta, Magnoliopsida, Fabales, Fabaceae. The record is from the annotation of a GenBank genome assembly.
AUGGAGACCAUUUGCAUCUGCAGUCCAAUUUCAAGUUCCCACAAUGGUGUCGGUAUUUUUAGAUCAAAGAGAAAUCUGCCACCAGCUGAUUACUUGUUUAAAAUCCAAUCGUAUUCCUUACUAAUGAACAAAAAGUAUGAGUCUGGUGUUUUUCAAGCUGGUGAAUACAAAUGGAAAUUGGUACUCCAUCCGGGUGAUAAUUCGAGAAGCGAUAACAAUGGUUACGUAUCUUUGUUUUUGAAAAUUGUAGAAACAGAGAAGCUUCCUCAUGAUUGGAAGGUUAAUGUAAACUUUAAAUUGUUCGUGGUUGAUCAGAAACAUGCCAAUUAUUUAACCAUUCAAGAUGCUGGUGAUGCUGUGAGAACAUUUAGUGAAAAGAAAACAAAAUGGGGUUUUGAGCAAUUAAUUUCAUUGAGGGAUUUUAAAAAUUCAUCUAAUGGAUAUCUUGUUAAAGAUUUUUGUGAGUUUGGAGCUGAAAUUUUCGUGAUUAACCAUUCUAAUCAAUCAGAAAGUCUUUAUAUGAUCAAAAAUCCAACUAAAGAUUCUUUCAGUUGGACUCUUGAGAACUUCUCAACGUUGAAUGGCCUCUCUGGCUACGACUCAGGAACCAUAGCUGUUGGCGAGAGAGACUGGAGUUUAAGGGUUUAUCCUAGAGGAUGUGAUAAUGAGAGUAGAGAUAAAUAUCUAUCUUUAUAUCUAGAGCUAAAAAAUUGUGCAGCAAACAAAACUGUGUUUGCAAAUUACACUUUAAAAAUUUUAGAUCAACUUCAUAAUAAAUAUCAUUAUGAAACAGGAAGUGCUUGGUUUCGUCCUUCAGGUGCUGCAAGCAACAUGAUUGGAGCUACUGCAAACAAGAUAAUUGGAGUAUCAGCUGCGGCAAGAAAUUUGGUUAAAGCAUCAGCAAGCAAGUGGUUUGGAACCUCAGUUGUGGAAAGCGAUUUGGUUAAAGGCUCAGUAAACAUGUUGUAUGGAGCUACAGCUGCAGCCGACAAGUAUAUCGGGGCUUCAGCUACAGUUAACAAUUGGAUUGGGUCAGAUAAUAUUAAGGGAUUUACAAAGCUCAUAUCUCUAAGUGAACUCAACAAAAAAGCAAAUGGAUAUGUAAAAAAUAAUUCCAUAAUUAUGGAGGUCGAUAUCCAUGUUACAAGAAUUAGGACUUCCAAACUAAAAUAA